AGUCCGCGGACCAAUCAGACUCAAGGCCUGGCUCCUUCACAGCAGGAGUGUUAGGGAGGAAGUGGAGCUGUCCCAGGUGCCACCCAGGUGGUUGAGCGUGGUCAGCAGGAGGGAACCAAAGGGGGUGCGGCCAGCGCUGCUGCCAAUCAGUGUCCACUUCAGGUUCGAGGCGCCAAAAGCGAGCUGAGCAUGUGGCCUACCGCCGCUCCCCUCUCGGGCUUGUGCUGCCUUGAGUGUAUGUGAGGCCAAGUGGGGAGAGGAAGGAACAGGGGCUGAAUCGGUGAGUGCCAAGGUUUUUCUUAGUCUUCGGGCUUGGGCCUGACCCUGGCCAAGUUGGGGUAUGGAGUGGUCACCAUGAGGGUCAGGAAAUGAAGGCUGAGGGCUUUCCGCCUUGGGGCCUCUCCUUGCCCAGGAGAAGCUGAAAAUAAGGCCUCCUGGGCACCUUUGGGCCCAGGCUAGGCAGAGGCCAGGCCAGUAUGCCAUAAGGGUUGGUCCAUGGUCCCUGAGGCCAGCCUGAAUUGGAAAUGUGUGGAGUGGCGAUUGGAUAUCCUUGGAGCUCUGGGGGCAGGUCAUUGGCCAUGAGAUAUGGCCUCUGAACUGUGAGUGGUUGCCUGGGGUCUCUGGACUGAGUCUGGAUCUGGUGACUGGAAAGAAAGGCCUGUGACUUCUCCAGAGUUUAUUGGGAGUCAACGACCAAGAGAUGGAACUAGUAUGCUAGUGAAACUAGAUGAAAGUUUCCUGGAGUCUUUGGAUCCAGUCUGGACUGAGAGUGAGUGGUGAUGAGGUUGAAAGCCCAGUGGGAAGUUGUCAAGCAUCUUUGCGUCUAGGUGCUGGGAACAUGUGGCUACAAGGCUUUUGGGGGUCUCUGGACUCCAGGUUGAAGUGCUUUUGGUAGAUUUGCCAUUUUGGGGUCCAGGUUGGAUAACAUGGCCAGGAGGUUAGGCCUGUGGGCUUCUGAAGGUACUGGGGAGGGAGUCUCCAAAUCCCAGCCAGGUUGUUUGCCCCCUAUGAAGUAUUUUAGACUUGUGGUGGUUUUAGACAGAACUAGAAUUGGAUUGUGUCUAGGGCUUUUCAGUCCCUGUCCCCAUCUUCUCCCCAAACCCUUUCUAGUCAUUCCCAGAUGUCAGGCUGUAAGCAUGGAGCAGGUGCCUGGGGAAGAUGGAUGUUGCUCUGGAGCACAGGAAGAGGUGUCUGAGUUGUUUGGAAAAUCACCCAGGUUGUCUUUACCAAAGAUAUUCUUAUAUUUUAUGGGGCAGGAUAUUGAUAUCUAAUUUCAUUCAGCAAUUCAAGCUCUACAUGGUAUGAAAGCUUUCAGUGCUUUCAUGUAUACCCAGAGUUCUUAAACCAGGAGUGGGGGACACAGGGGGUGGUCUAUGAGUGGAUUUCAAGGGUCUGUGAGCAUCUGGAAAUCAUAAGAAAAAUUGUGUGCAUGUUGUAUAUUUUGGAGGGGGAAAGCAACCACAAGGAUAAGCAAGGAGUAUUUAACCUGCUCAAGGAUGGGCUUCUGAGCAGUCUGAAUCCCUUGUCACUCACAUGCAAAAUGGUAUGCAUAUUUUCAAUUUCCUGAUGUAAAGAUCUCAUUCCACAGCUUAUAAUUUUAAAAGGGAUGGUGACCCCCUGAGAAGUUAAGAAUCACUGAAGUAAAGCAGGCACCCAUAUUAUUUAUGGGGCCUAGGCAAGACUAGAAAUGGAAUUCCCCCCUUUCUUCCUAUACCUGGUGUUGGCACACAUGUCAAGGUGUCUUGCAUACUAGCCUCCAUGUCCAAGCUCAGUCAAUAUGCCCUCACACACAAUCAGGGCCUAGGAUGUGCACAUCAGUCAUACAGUCCUUUCUCAUGGGUUGAGGCACAUGUAGACCCUAGAGGUAGACCAUCUGGGCCAGAAGAUCCAGGGUUUCAAGUUCCCAGAGCACGGUCUAGAAUUGGGGGCCCAGGUUCCAGGUGGGCACUUCUUAGAUGCCCCUGGAGGGCAUCCAAGUGCUCAGCCCACAGGGAGGGAUACAAACAGAGGGAGUCAGAGUGGGACCCUCUGACUGGGUUCAAGGCAAUAUUGGUAUUCAGUACUGGUCUUGAAAACAGCCUCUGUUAGGAAGUUGAAUGCCUCAGAAGAGUUAGGGCUGAAGAAAAAGGCCAUCUACUGUGAAGAUGCAGUGUAACCUAUAUUUUUCCACUUCUAAUCUAGUUCUUUUUCCACUUAAUCCACAAAACAUAUACUGCGGUAGGGUCUCUAUGACCUCUCUUCAGUUCAUCUGACUAUGACUAUAUCUGGUUCUUGGGUAAAGUAGAACAUAGAUUUAAGGAAAGAAAGAAACUAAUUCACUGUUGUGUCUCUACUAUGUGUUGAUGUGCUUAACUAGAAGAGUGAACAUUUGAAAGUUUAUGUAAGAUUUGGAUAAUGGGUCUUAUCUAUGUAAAAUGCUGUGGGAAGUUUAAACAUGUUAAUUUACAGAAAGAGAUGUGCUCCUGGGAAGAGUGGAAAGUUCAUAGAAUUUUUCUAAAUAUAAUCUUGCUUAACUGGACUCUGGGGGUGCUCAAUAUUUAAAAUAAGUGAGAUAAAAAGAGAACAUUCUUCAUAAACAAAUCAUCAUCCUUCUAAUUAGCCUAUUCUGAUGGUUUGAUUUUAAUUGUAAUAUUUAAAGAGAAUCUAUGCUUGUAUUGCUGUGUUAACAUUUGUACAUCAAGUUGGGUUGUGUCUGAAGGGGCUAUGAAGGGGCUUAUGGUCCAACCUAUUAGUAAGAAUAAAAAACAUUAGACUUCAAACUUACUUAGUAAUAUGAGUAUUAGAAAGGACAGAGAAGCCAAAAUCAUAUCUCCUUUUCCUGCAUACUUCUCUUCCAGUUAUGCCCUACCCAAUCUGUCCUACCCAUUCCACCCUCUCCCAGGAUGCAGGCUUGUGUCCGCAGAACGGGUGGUUUCCUGGCUCCACUACAGGGAGAGAGCUGCAGGUGAUUCCUACCAAGUCAGCCUGGGAGGUGCAAGGUGGACAAGGUUUCUGAGACUGGGGAGGAGAGAAAAGAGCAGUGUCUCCAGCCCUCCAAGUCAGAGGGCUAUUUGCUUCUGCUUCUGCUGUCGCUGCUCAGUGCCCGAUGGCCUGGGCUGUGCAGUCAAGGCUGUAGGGAGAGAGGACCUAGAGCGUCACCAGCCCAAGGGCUGAGGUGUAGAGGACCCUAGAGAUACCUCUAAGGAGGCAGUCUUGAAAGGGAUAUCCUUAGGUGGGUAGACACCAAGUGGGAGGCAAGAUGGGGUUCCCCAUUCUUGGGGGCUUUUGUUCACUGAAUGGGGAGUCCCCUUGCCCUUCCUCCUCCCUUUUAGGUUUCCUGAAAGCCCAUUGACACUCUUCGGCAACUACAUUUAGCUUACAGAGAAUACUGCCCUUUGAGUACAAUCUCCAACUCUGUCAGUGGGCAAACGCCAGUGGGGGAGCUGAGUCACAGGCACAUGAUACAGGGUUAGGAGGUGAAGGGGACCAAGCUCCACUGGAGGAUGAUAUACUCUUCCAGACCCCUUGUAUCUUUCCUUCUACACUUGGGUUUUACCCUCAUUGCUUUGCCCCACUUAUUCCAUUUCUUCAGGGAUUGUGUAUUUCUGUGUCAGAAGAAGGAUGUUUGUAAACCUACCUAUCAGGGAUUGGUGGUUUUGUGUGUCCAAGCCAAGUAUCUUUUAUAUGGGUAUCUAAUGAGUCCCUGGGUGUGGUGGUAUGAAGAGUUAGAAAGCUCAGAAAUGGAAAAUAAAUUUAACGGUUCAGAGUAGCAAAUGAAUACAGCUUGCCAUUUGCAUUUUCCCUUUCAUUCUGACUCAUCUUCCCCUCUCCCCACCCUAUUAUUGCCCCUCGACCAGCCCCACCCACUGACACACCCUGUCUAACCUAGGAAGGGUUAACAUCUGCCUGUACCCAAGCUAGAGUGGUAGAGGAAAAUCAUGUUGGGUCUGGAGGCAGACAGUAGAAGGCUGGUCUGAACAUUUUGGGGUCCUGGAACCAAAUAAAGAAACAAGAGUUUUGAGACAUAUUUGAGUCUAGAAGGGGACCAGAUCUACAGGAGAAACGGAGGGGGAACUAGACUGUGUCCUGUCACCAGAGCAGUGACCAGGACUUGACUUGUUUAUCUUCCAGUGAUUUAUUGGGCAGAUACGUUCUGCCAGGCACAUAUCAUAAGUGUGCCGGUUGAAUGAACAAUUUGCACAGGAUUGAGAGAUUUGGAAUAAUAAGAAACAGAAAAAGAAAUUUGAGCCUCUCAGACCUCAUCCUUUCCUCAGGUUAAAGAGUGCUACAGUGUGAAAAGAGGGGAAAUCUCUUGAGGACCUUGACCCCUUGGGCAGGAAGUGAAAGAAACCCCAGAGUCCUGAUUUCAGAGAAAUGUCAUUUGUCAUCAACCCAAGAAAAGGAGUUUUUCUCUUCGAAGACCACCACAGGCCCUUCCUGGGGUGGCCCCCUUCAGAGCUUGAGAGGAGGAUCUGAGUCACCCACACACCCAGUCCCCAGUGGUGGCCCAGAAGAUAGGGGUCAUUCCCACACAGCAAUUAAGACUUCCUCAUACCAAGUCCGGUAAAGGGAGGAGGCGGCGGCAUGCUUUUAGUCUUCCCCUACUCUCCUUGGAAUCCAGAUGUUUUAGUCCUUUUUGCUUCUGAGGUAGUAGAAAUGGCUUCCAGAUGCUAGAGCUCUACUGACACCGGUCAAAAAGAGAAUUAAUCCUAUCUGAAUGAUGCUCUGUCCUGCCAGACCAUUUUCCCAUUCAUCAUGUCCUCUUAUCUACACCCUUGCUUCCAAAUGAGGUAAGCAAAGGUUAGCCCUAUUUCAUAGAUGAGGUAACUGAGGCUCAGAGAGGUAACUUGCCCAGGGGUGACUCAACUAGUAAAUGGCAGAGAUAUGACUCAAAUGCAGGUCUGAUUAUUCCAAAGUUCUUGUUGCCUCAGACACACUCUUUGACUCUAGAAGUUCACAAAUUUAAUAAGGAGACAGGUUGGGAGGCAGAAUGUCUUAGUUCUGGAAGUAGAAGGGGUGGUCUCUCCUGUGAAGCACAGCCAGGGGUAUAAAACCACACCCCCUUGGGGAACUCUGGCAGACUGGGACACCCAGUGGAAGACUGUGAGGUCAGGGGCGGGGCUAGCUCCAGGGGGGGCCCAGGAGCCCCAACAGCAGUUCAGAGCAUGUGGUGUCCAGGAGGAAGCUACAACCGGUGAGUGGUUGCUUCUCCCCAAUAGAGACUUUCCUCCCCUUUCUGUCCACUUCCUGCCAACCUGUGGCCCUCUCCCUGAGAUGGCCAGGCAGCACCCUCCCUCUCACAGGGCUCCUUACACCAAGGAAUAUAUGCCUGCUGGGGGCUGAGACAUUUAGGUCUGCCUCUUAGUUUCUAGGUUCCCAGUUCUCUUCCUAAAAGCCCAUGUGGUGGUUUGGAUGGGUGAUAAAAUUCUGCCUUGUUGGGCUCUAUCUUUCUGUUCUUUGCUUUUGGCCUACGAAAAACAAAAUUAAACCACCUCCUUAUUCUAAUAUCGAGAGGAAAUAGCUUCCCCCUCUACAGUUCCCGUUUUCUUUUCUCCUGCCUCCUCAGGGGUCAAAGUCUUCUCCAAAAGCCCUCUCCAUCCGUGGGUUGGGAACCUUGUCUCCUGUGGCUUCUCACUUCCUCUCUUAAAUCACUGGAUGGGAGUCUCUGGUCUCUUCCAGUUCCUUCUCAAAGGAUGUGUUCUGGAAAUUUCAGCCCCAGGGAAAGAAUCGAUUGCUGCUUUAGAGGUUACCCUCCUGCAGCUAGGACCCAUCUUCCUUUCUGCAUCCCAGGACCCUCUGCUCAAUGUGAGGGGCUUGUGGGCAGAGGACACACUAGCUUUCUAAACUCUCCCACAAAGCCGUAUCUUGCUCUAUUGAUGAGGAAAGCCUGGCCUGCCCAGAGGUCUUUCCCUGCAGAGAGGCUUGGAAAAGCAGAAAUAUCAAUGUUUGCUAUCUUUUAAGUCAGACUGCCAACUGGCAGGACCCAUCUAUACUAGUUUUAAGUCCACUACUUGAUAUAGUUGUUACCUGCCUGGUCCUUGUUCUGAAUUUGUUCUAAUUUCCAUUCUCCUGCCACCCCACCCCCCAGCCCCAUUAUGAUUCUGGUUAAGUUCAGGUCCUCUCUUGGGUUAGUUUAUUUGUUCCAUUCAGGACAAAGAGCUAUGACCCAAACCCAGCAACUCACUCUUUCUUCCCUCACCUCCACAGGCUUGAGAAUAUGCUGUUCCUCCCUCCCCUUUCCACCACGGACCCCACACUGUGGCCCCUUUCUCAGAACCUCUGAGACUGGUACCAGGCAAGGCACAAUGCCACUGUUCCCGACAAGACUGCCUAGCCCCUACGGCUCUGACCGGCUGGUACGGCUAGCAGCCAGGCUCCGGCCAGCACUCUGUGAUACCCUGAUCACUGUGGGGAGCCAGGAGUUCCCUGCCCACAGCCUGGUGCUGGCAGGUGUGAGCCAGCAGCUGGGCCGCAGAGGCCGCUGGACUCUAGUGAAAGGCAUCAGCCCUUCCACCUUUGCCCAGCUUCUGUACUUUGUUUAUGGGGAAAGCAUAGAGCUGCAGCCUGGGGAGCUGGGGCCCCUUGAGGAGGCAGCCAGGGCCCUGGGGGUGCAGUCCCUGGAAGAGGCAUGCAGGAGGGCUCGAAGGCACAGGGCUAGAGAAGAACUGGGUCCAGGACUGAAAGAACAUCAGGAGGAGCCAGAGAAACCCAUAAGGGAUUCUGAGAGAGACCUCGGGGACCUUGGAGAGAACCAGAGGCCAGAGAAGUCUGUUAGAGCUGAUAGGAGAGAACGGGAGGCAGAGGCAGUGCAUGGGCACAAGCCACCAGGAGAGAACCCUGAGAUGGCAGAGGCAAUGCGGGAGGAUCAGGGGGAGCAGACGAGAUCAAGGGAGAAACUCAACCAAUCUGCCAUUGGCCAUGGAGGAACAGAUGGGAAGCAAGAAGCAAUUAUGUGGGUGAGGGAGAGUUCAGGGGGAUCUGAAGAAAGUCUGCGGGAGUUCCCUGGUCCCCUGCCCCCACCAGGUUCCCUCCAAACCAGCAUCAUCCCCAGCCCCUGGUGGGCUGAGGCCCCUUGGUUGGGGAAGGACCAGCCUGCUCUGUGGAGCAUCCUGCUGUUGCCGCCCAGAUACGGCACUCCCUUCUCCCAUAGCACUCCCAUCCCGGGAGCCUGGCAGGAGGUCUGGCCUCAGGACCACAGGAUCCCACUGUCCCUGAACCCCCAUGAAGGUCUCUGGAGCCAAAACCAGUUAGCCUCCCCCAGCCCCACCCCAGGUUCUCUCCCCCAGGGCCCUUCUCAGCUCAGCCCUGGGGAGAUGGAAGAGUCUUGUCAGAGGCACACAGGUGCACUUGCAACCUGUGUGGGUUAUGUGGGCACAGCAGACCGCUCAACCUGCCAACAUCCUCCCCCACCAGCUCCUGCUCGGUCUCGGCCUUACUCUUGCUCUGUCUGUGGAAAGAGGUUUUCACUCAAGCAUCAGAUGGAGACGCACUACCGAGUCCACACAGGAGAGAAGCCCUUCUCCUGUAGCCUCUGUUCCCAGCGCUCCCGGGACUUCUCUGCCAUGGCCAAGCAUCUGCGGACGCACGGGGCCGCACCCUACCGCUGCUCUCUGUGCCAGGCCGGCUGCCCCAGCCUGGCCUCCAUGCAGGCACACAUGCGAGGCCACUCGCCCAGCCAGCUCCCGCCAGGAUGGACCAUUCGUUCCACUUUCCUCUACUCCUCCUCCCCUGAGCCUUCUCGGGCCUCGACCUCUCCCUGUAGGCCCCCUUCCUCCACCACCUGAUGGGGUGUCGGUAGCUUCUUUGGCUUCAGCCAGGAGUAAAAUUAAAGAAUGAAAGAAGACGGGCCGACGAGUUGGCUAGGCUUCUGAUCCCGCAGCACGGCUACAACAGCCUAGCAAAUUCAAGCUCCAAGAAGGGCCGCAGGUAGGGUGCCGAGAACGCUCUCCCAGAUGACCGCGGUCAGCAGAAGCCUGGGCCAGUUCUCGUGUGGGGAGGGCAGUGACUUUUCCACGACAGAAAGUUAACUAUGCGGGGACUGGCGAUUUCAUCACCAAAAUAAAGUUUCCUGUGCCCUCCUCUAAGGAAAGAAAGCCUAGUCCAGAUUUCAGUCUGCGCGGGCUGGGGGUAGCAGGGGUGCGGACAGUCUUGCCCCUUGUCCUGUAGCGGCCCCUAGUGGCCUUUCUUCUGCUGUUCAGCGCGGCAGCCACAUGCGUCUCCCGUGGCUCUCCGGCCUCCCCCGGAGGCUGUGAGGGCUCGGUAUCCACGCUGACUUAGUGGUGUCCAGCCUUGGUUGUGGUGGGAGGCUGUGAGAACCCAAGCUGCUCGUCCCUCAUCACAGCAAGUAAAGGGGCACGGGGUCUGAGUCCCGGCCCCGCGGCCCAGGGCUCAAGAGGAACGCAUGCCCUGCCCCUCUUUCGGCCACCUGUCUCUUCUCCUUGAGCACAAGAGCCGAAAGGCUGCGGCCUCCUGGGCACCUUCCCUCCACGCUGUGCGGAAGAGCUGCCAGGUCGUGCCUCGAACUAAGUCUAACCCUCUGCCGCUGCCCCUUCCCCAGCCAACGCCUCCUGCAGUGGCCAACUUCAUUUCCCAGGG
This is a messenger RNA of Manis pentadactyla (Chinese pangolin), 8574 nucleotides long. RefSeq names its product zinc finger and BTB domain containing 32 (gene ZBTB32). The coding region runs from base 6075 to 7763 and encodes 562 amino acids. Gene Ontology annotation, cellular component: nucleus. Gene Ontology annotation, molecular function: protein binding; RNA polymerase II cis-regulatory region sequence-specific DNA binding; DNA-binding transcription factor activity, RNA polymerase II-specific. Gene Ontology annotation, biological process: regulation of transcription by RNA polymerase II. The transcript is spliced from 5 exons. The record is from RefSeq and is a predicted model, not a curated record. Lineage: Eukaryota; Metazoa; Chordata; Mammalia; Pholidota; Manidae.